UUUCAACGUCCUAAAGAGAGUAAUUCGGCAAUUGUUGUGGCAGUAUAUACAAUUUUGCGAAAAUUUCUGAGAGCAACAAAUUUUAAUAAUAUAAUAAUUAUGAAAGGCUUUUUGCAAUAAAACCAUGAGUUGUCAAUUGGAAAGACACAAGCUUAUCGUUAUACGUAACAUAAUUCUCAAAAAAUAAUAUAAACAUUCAAUUCUCAAAGGAAAGAUAAAUAACUAUAAAUAACGAUUGAGUAAAUACAUUAAAAAUGUCAAAAGCUGACAAAAUGAAUCUAGUUAACUACGAAACGUUUAAAUUGGUUGCAUUGUUUUUAUAAAACUGUAUUUCCCUUUGCCGUGUUAAUAAUAUAAAUAAAAUCUUCCUUAUUGCACCGGACAAUAAACACCCUGUUUAUCUCUGUAUAAAGAUUGAUUAUAAAUAAUAAUAAAAGCAAUUAAUUUAAUAUCAAAACUUGCAUAAUUAAAAUAACAUUUUAAUAUAACAUCUGAAUAUAUGCAAACCCAAAAAGCAAAUAAAUGAAGAAUGUAUAUUAUCGCUUAUAACAAGAAAAUAAUUAUAAAUGCCUAACUAAACAGUUUAUCAAUCGGAUCUUCACAGAAGGUCGCGGAACAUAUCUAUAAUGCCAAACUUGGAUGCAUUUAAAGGUGGAAGAAAUUCGGAUUCAAAAGAGUUAAUUUUUUACACAAAAAACCACAGGGAUGGAGAACUAGCAAACAUCAACUUUAAAUUAUCUUCAUAUGAUGUAAAAAAAAAACAUGAUGCAACAGUUUCUCACUCUCAUGAACAACAAAAUCGCGAUGAUGUGGAAGCGUUUUUCAAUGUUCCGUCCCUUAGUCCCGCAGGAACGGCGGCAUCAUUAUCCGAACUGCUUUUAGCACAGCCAAAGGCAUUUUCCGAAAAUUGGCAAUUGGAACAUGAAGCGGACAAAUGUCAAGAAAAGAUUUUUCGCAAUACAAAUUCCAUUUUUUCCUAUAUAAGUCAGCAGAAAUGCUCAGAGCAGCAACUGUUGGCUACACAACUUUUUUAUGCUGGGCUUUUUCAACCACAGGUAUUGGAACGAGAUUCAGAUUCAGUAAAAAAGACAACGGUUCCAAAAAACCAACUUUUACGAAUCCCAUCUUCUCAAGAUAGUAAUAACAAUAUUGAGUUACUCAACGAUUCUGAAAAUAUCCUUAUUCAAAAUAAAAGCCUAAAAAAUAAGCAAGAAUCGGAGAAUUGCAAUCCCAUGAUAAAGAACGACAAGAACUUUAAACUAAGUACGGGAGCUAUGUGUACAGAUGAAUUUAAUCUGCAAUACACUUUUGAGUUUAUCCGAGAGCAUAAGAACGUACUAGUCGAUGUUAAAAACAGACUAGGAAAACUCUUUCUUCUAUCAGAAAAAUUUCGAAAAGCUCUCAGUGUGCGUCAAUGCAGAUUCAAUGUUAAUAAUGAUUCGGAUUCUGCUCUCGAGGCGACUGUGGGGCGCCAGCUGGAUGGAACGUGUAAGUCGAUUGACAGCAUAUUGAAGCAAGUGAAACGUCUUUGCAAUCAAUGGAGCAGCGCUGAGCUCUAUUAUCUUCGAAGCUUGGACCGCUUAGGACUGACAUCCGAAGAAGGAUCUGAAUUUGACCAUACGCCGACUCAUAACAUUAUGGCUAUGGCAGCCAUAGCUUUGUCUGGUGAAAAUGAGCUUUCGAACAAGAAAGCUUCCAGUAUGGAAAUGGGCUGUAAGCAGCUAGACACUAAAAGCGAAUCAGAUCUUGUGUCAUCGAUAGUAAAGCCCAAAACAUUAAAUGAAAUAGAGGAUAUUAUAUUGCAACUUGCUUCAACUGUUAAUAUAAAUCAAUCGAGUCAAGCUAGCGUCACACUAGCGUCAACUGUUAAUAUAAAUCAAUCGAGCCAAGCUAGCGUCACACCUGACGUGUACAGUGAUAGUUCUAAAAGUGAGUGCGAAGAAAAUACUUCGUCUCCAGCAUGCAUUUGGCAUUCAAAAAAGCGGAGCUUUUGCCAAAAUAAGGAGGUAGAGCAUUGCUCCACUGCAGCUGAAAUAAUUUUAGAAUAUGCUUCAUUAUCAUCUUCUUCCAAUGCAAACAAUCUACGCAUGACUGAUUCUCUAACAACUUCAUCAAACUUUUCUCCCAGUAUAUUCAAUAACUCCAGGGAUGGUUCAACUGUGUCAAUCAUCACCGAUCCUGCCUUCUUCUCUGAGUUCCCUGCUGCUCCUUCUACACCGUCGACUAGUAGUAAUAGUGGCUGUUCAACUGGAAUAGGUUCCGGAAUCUUUGGUUCGAGUCACAAUCGAAGAAAACCCAGAUUCGCACGGCGAAUUGAAACUCUUACUUCAGAUUCUUCUAAGUCCAAUUAUUUAAAAAGUAAUAACAAUAAGGAAACGCAUUGCCAGCCAAAGAUAUCGACUACCAUUACUACUAAUGGCGAAGAUGAUUUGUUAACAUUCAUUUCCAAGACCACAUCCUCUUCAAGCGAAGUCACUGUGACGACAGCGCAGGAACGUUCCAUAACCAAAAUGUUUAAAUCACGCCUUACAGCGCUUACGGAAGACACCGGUUCAACCGAACGCGAAAUAUUACCAAUAUUAGAUGCUCCGUAUGACUUGAGUAUUCGAACAAAGAUAAAACAAAUAAACCUGGAUCCAAAAAACUCAUCGAACACGCAAACAAACGACUCUAAGGAAAGUUCAAACGAUAAAAAGAAACCCCAUAUAAAGAAGCCAUUGAAUGCGUUUAUGCUGUACAUGAAGGAAAUGCGUGCCAAAGUAGUUGCCGAAUGUACACUGAAAGAAUCAGCUGCUAUUAAUCAGAUUUUGGGGAGACGGUGGCACGAACUUUCCCGCGAAGAACAAAGCAAAUAUUACGAAAAAGCUCGACAAGAGCGACAAUUGCAUAUGGAAUUGUAUCCGGGGUGGAGCGCACGAGAUAACUACGGUUACGUGUCAAAAAAGAAAAAGCGAAAAAAAGACAGAUCGACAACGGAUUCGGGAGGUAAUAAUAUGAAAAAGUGCCGAGCUCGAUUUGGACUGGAUCAGCAGAAUCAAUGGUGCAAGCCCUGCAGACGCAAAAAAAAAUGCAUUCGUUAUAUGGAAGCGUUGCAUGAAAAUGGGCCCACCGAGGAUGGGAGUGGCAUUGAUGAACACGGAAGCCAAUUGAGUGAUGACGACGAUGACUACGACGAUGACAAACUGGGCGGAAGUUGCGGAAGUGCCGACGAAACUAACAAAAUAGUGGACGACGACACAGAGUCGCUAAAUCAAUCGAUGUCAAGCCCAGGAUGUCUCAGCGGAUUAUCCAGUUUACAGAGCCCAGCCACGACCAUGAGUGUGGCCAGCCCACUUCAUAUGAACAACCCUCCAGCAAAUAGUGUUUUAUUUCCUGCCACCUCAAAUGUGCUCUGUGCGGACACCACACAACAACGAUCCACAUCUGUUUCCACGGCAGGAUCCAGUAGUGGAUCGACGAGCAGCAUAAGCACCACCUCAAAUACCUCAAGUGCAGUUUCGCCAGUCACAGGUACGACGGCCCAGGCUUUAAGUUCGGCUCACGAACGAGCCAUGAUGCUGGGAAAUCGGUUUAGCCACUUAGGAAUGGGCCUAAGCCCCCCGGUUAUUAGCACAGGUAUUAAUAAGCCUGAACCAUUUUUCCAGUCGUACACCGCAGUCGGUAACAAUGCUAUUUUUUCAUUGCCAUCGAUUGGUAACACUAAUUUAAACAAUUCCUCAAUGCCAAACACUUCCCGAAACCCCAUUGGUGCUAAUCCACGGGAUGUCAAUAAUCCACUAAGCAUCAAUCAGUUAACAAAGAGACGUGAUUAUCAGAACGUUGAAGUAGUUGAAUCCAGUGACUCUAAAACAGUUGUUGCUCACUCUGCCACGUCCAUAAUUCACCAUGUGGCAGCCCACAAUUACCAUGCAAAUCAGUCCUUUUUAAAUAGCACCUUUAGCCAGCAUUUCCACCAGCAGUUAACUAACCACAUGGAGACCGCUAAAAGAAAUGAGACAACCGUUAUGUCUGUUAACAGCAGUGAAUGCCAUAAAGCAUCUGAUUCACAGGCAAAUGCAUCUAGUAAGACUCCGAGCGCAGGCGCUUCCGAAUCUGGCGUGAUAAGCGUUUCUUAACAGAUCGCAGUGGAUUAUUACCUUCAUUGUUCGUAAUUGUGUGAGAAAAUGAUAAAAAUUAAAUUUUUUAUUUAUAACUUUUUGUGAAUAUAAAUAAAAGUGCAAUAAAAAUUAUUCUCAUCGCCAUCUUCUGAAACAAGAUGCCAUUAAAAUACUAGUGCCAAGA
This is a messenger RNA of Drosophila ficusphila, 4281 nucleotides long. It is a transcript of the gene pan, whose product is annotated as protein pangolin, isoforms A/H/I/S. The record is from RefSeq and is a predicted model, not a curated record. Gene Ontology annotation, biological process: regulation of transcription by RNA polymerase II; canonical Wnt signaling pathway. Gene Ontology annotation, molecular function: DNA-binding transcription factor activity, RNA polymerase II-specific; RNA polymerase II cis-regulatory region sequence-specific DNA binding. Gene Ontology annotation, cellular component: beta-catenin-TCF complex. The transcript has 5 exons. NCBI's taxonomy places the organism in Eukaryota, Metazoa, Arthropoda, Insecta, Diptera, Drosophilidae. Bases 627 to 4115 code for a protein of 1162 amino acids.